ACCAACUUAUCGUUGACUGUGCUACUACUACAAACUGUUCUGAAAGCAAAUAUCUCUUUCUCAUAAUUUCAGAUUCUACAUAGUCACUUUGGUAAUUUUCAUUUUUUCUUCUGAAAUCAUGCAAAACCAAAGCUUUGUAACCGAGUUUGUCCUCUUGGGGCUUUCACAGAAUCCAAAUGUUCAGAAAAUAGUAUUUGUUGUAUUUUUAUUUGGCUACAUUGCAACUGUUGGGUGCAACUUGCUGGUUGUUGUGACCAUCAUCAGCACCCUGGCACUCCUGGGCUCCCCCAUGUACUUCUUUCUGGCUUUUCUGUCCUUCCUGGAUGCAAGCUUCUCCUCCGUUAUUGCCCCAAAGAUGAUUGUGGACUCACUCUAUGAGAGAAAAACCAUCUCCUUCAAGGGCUGCAUGACUCAGCUCUUUGCUGAACACUUCUUUGCUGGAGUGGAGGUGAUCGUCCUCACCACCAUGGCCUAUGACCGCUAUGUGGCUAUUUGCAGGCCCUUGCACUACACCUCUAUCAUGAACUGGAGGCUUUGUGGCAUUCUGAUGGGGGUAGCCUGGACAGGGGGCUUCUUGCAUGCUGUGAUACAAAUUCUCUUUACUUUCCAGCUGCCCUUCUGUGGUCCCAAUAUCAUUGACCACUUUAUGUGUGAUUUGUACCCAUUAUUAGAGCUUGUCUGCACUGACACUCAUGUUGUUCGCCUGUUGGUGGUUGCUAAUAGUGGGUUCAUCUGCAUCAUAAACUUGUCCUUGUUGCUUAUCUCCUAUUGUAUCAUCUUAUACUCACUGAGAACAUGUAGCUCUGAAGGUCGCCGGAAAGCUCUCUCCACCUGUGGAUCUCACAUUACUGUCGUGAUUUUGUUCUUUGUCCCAUGCAUAGUUGUGUAUGCACAGCCAACCUCAGGUUUCUCCUUUGAAAAGAUGGUGGCUAUAUUUUCCACCACCGUCACUCCUCUGCUCAAUCCUUUGAUUUAUACUUUGAGGAAUAAGGAAGUGAAGAAUGCCAUGAGGAAUUUCUUGAUGAGAUUGGUGGCAAUUUCUCAUGAAAAAUAAAAUAUUAAACUUAAAAAUGAAACUUCAAGAGAAAACAAAUCCAAAUGA
Orycteropus afer afer is the source of this 1102-nucleotide messenger RNA. Its product is annotated as olfactory receptor 4C15-like. Lineage: Eukaryota; Metazoa; Chordata; Mammalia; Tubulidentata; Orycteropodidae. Gene Ontology annotation, biological process: G protein-coupled receptor signaling pathway. Gene Ontology annotation, cellular component: membrane. The record is from RefSeq and is a predicted model, not a curated record. Gene Ontology annotation, molecular function: G protein-coupled receptor activity; olfactory receptor activity.